CGUCCAAGAUACGAACAGCGACUCUCUCUUUCGGCUGAUUGUGAAAGACGUUCAAUUGCCUGCAGAACCCGCACACGAGUCGGGAUCGUUGCUCUCUUAAAGAAGUCACCAUUGCUUCUCGAGUUGCGUUCACGAUCGACCUGUAUCCACAGUCGUGAUUACAAACACCAUCGAAACCCUCACAACAUCCCCAGCUUUCAAAGCAAAGAAAGAGUGAGAGAGAGAGCAACCCUAUCAACCAUGGCCUCCUCCACCGUCGACCUCCCCAAGUUUGACGAUCUCCCAUUCAUGCCCGGCACCGAAGACCGUUGCGCCUGGGGCCUCUUCGACAAGGACGGGAAAAAAGACAUCUUCGGGACGCUCAAUCUGAUCACCCCGGAGGUUCUGCAAGCGGCCUACGCCAGCGAGCUGCAGCGCGGCGAGAGCGUCAGCCUCAACUGGCACCUGGGGGGGUUCCGGAUGAAGGAGCAUUUCCGGCAGACGGUGACCAAGAAGGUGAUCUCCUUCCUGGACAUGGGCGGCGGGAUGCACGCGUGGGACGACGAGGUCUCUUUCAACACGCAGUGCUCCAGCCAGUGGGACAGCCUGGUGCAUUUCCACCACCAGAAGCUCGCGGUGGGCUACAACAACGCCAAGCCGACGAAGGAGCUCCUGGGCCAGAUGGACCCGUACUGGGACGCGGAGAAGAAGAGCCUCCCGACGCUGGACCAUUGGCAUCACCGGGGAGGCUUCGUGGCCAGGGGCGUGCUGAUCGAUUUCAAGGCGUUUGCCGAGGAGGAGGGGAGGGAGUUCAGUCCCUUCCGGUCGGAUCAGAUCACGGUGCGGGACAUCGAGGCCGUGGCGAAGAAGCAAGGGGUGGAGUUCCGGAGGGGGGAUCUGUUGAUCAUCCGCACGGGCAUGACGGAGGCGUUGGAGCCGCUUUCCGGGGAGGAGCAGGCGGCGAAGAUGGGCUCCGGGUCGGCGGGUGUGAGGGGGGAUGUGGAUAUGGCGAGGUGGUUGUGGGAUUCGAGGUUCGCGGCGGUGGCGGGCGACAGUCCGGCGUUUGAGGUCAUUCCGCCGAUCAAGGGGACGAUCAACGAUUUGGUCAUUCAUCAGUACUGCCUUGCGGCGUUCGGGAUGCCGAUUGGAGAACUCUGGGAUCUGAAGGAGUUGAGUCGGACGUGCAAGCGCUUGGGUCGCUGGAGCUUUCUGGUGACGAGUGCGCCUCUGAGGGUGCCUGGAUUGGUGGGUUCGCCGCCGAAUGCGUUGGCUCUGUUCUAGUCAUUGGAAAAAGAUACUCGGAAUGUCAAUUGCUGAAGAGACGAAGAAAGGGGAACAGUAUGAAAUUU
Molecule: messenger RNA, 1328 nt
Organism: Dissoconium aciculare CBS 342.82
Lineage: Eukaryota; Fungi; Ascomycota; Dothideomycetes; Mycosphaerellales; Dissoconiaceae
Exons: 2
Coding region: 241-1260 (339 amino acids)
Molecular function (GO): arylformamidase activity
Source: RefSeq, a predicted model, not a curated record